AACAAGUUCAGUUUACAAUUUUCAACGUGUGGUUUCUCUAUUAGAACCAAAAGAAUAAUAUAUAUCCAAACGUGCACAACGUGUCAAUUUUUUUGUUACAAAAUGUGAAGAACAAAAAAAAGUGUGAAAAGCUGGUUAUGAGUUAUGGAUCUGCGCCUAUAAAUAUACAAACAUUUCUCCAUCCACUCCAUAGCCAAACCAUACUCUCCAAAGUCCAAGCUCACAAUGAACACUUCCCCAAAAAUGGAAAUGGAAAUGAAAAUGGAAACGAAGGCGGCUCCUGAAGCUGGUAUGAUCAAAAAGUCCAACGAGGAGUGGCGUACGGUUCUAUCUCCUGAACAGUUUAAGAUUCUUAGAGAGAAAUCUAUUGAAAAGAGAGGGUCAGGAGAAUAUGUGAAGUUGUUCGAGGAAGGAAUCUACUGUUGUGUUGGUUGUGGAAAUCCGGUUUAUAAAUCAACCACUAAAUUCGAUUCCGGUUGCGGUUGGCCGGCUUUUUUUGAUGCUAUUCCUGGCGCCAUUAACCGAACCGAGGAGAGAGCUGGAUUAAGAUAUGAGAUAACUUGCACAAAAUGUGAUGGACAUCUAGGUCAUGUCUUAAAAAAUGAAGGUUUUCCAACACCAACUGACGAACGCCAUUGCGUCAACAGCGUUGCUCUCAAGUUCUCUUCCGCUAUCACAUCUCAGUGAUAAACGGAUCCGGUUUAGUUCUCCGGAAUCAACUCUAUCUAUCUAUGAACGUUGAUUACUAAGAGACCUUUCUACUUCUGUUAGAAUGAGAACGUUGUGUUCUUCAAUUCAUCGCAUUUAUGAACUAUUAUAAAAUUGAAUGUUUUGUGUUUUCAUUAUUUUUAGUAAUGCUUAUGUACGUAUCAUUGAAAUUGUUUGUGUCAUAUAUUGUGCCAUUUUUCUAUUGAGUGUUAAUGUAUUAUCGUAUUUACCAAAAUUAUAUAUAGUUAUUGUCUAAGUCUGCGAAUCAUUUGCCAUUUGGAUACACAUGCAUGUCUAAACAAACGUACACAUGGGGAUGUGACCGAAC
Molecule: messenger RNA, 1036 nt
Organism: Arabidopsis thaliana (thale cress)
Lineage: Eukaryota; Viridiplantae; Streptophyta; Magnoliopsida; Brassicales; Brassicaceae
Gene: MSRB6
Product: methionine sulfoxide reductase B6
Exons: 4
Coding region: 226-687 (153 amino acids)
Biological process (GO): response to oxidative stress; protein repair
Cellular component (GO): cytosol
Molecular function (GO): oxidoreductase activity, acting on a sulfur group of donors, disulfide as acceptor; peptide-methionine (R)-S-oxide reductase activity
Source: RefSeq, marked reviewed